Calypte anna (Anna's hummingbird) is the source of this 1931-nucleotide messenger RNA. RefSeq names its product N-sulfoglucosamine sulfohydrolase (gene SGSH). Lineage: Eukaryota; Metazoa; Chordata; Aves; Apodiformes; Trochilidae. Gene Ontology annotation, molecular function: N-sulfoglucosamine sulfohydrolase activity. The coding region runs from base 76 to 1584 and encodes 502 amino acids. Gene Ontology annotation, biological process: heparan sulfate proteoglycan catabolic process; glycosaminoglycan catabolic process. The transcript is spliced from 8 exons. The record is from RefSeq and is a predicted model, not a curated record.
GCGGCCGGAGCAGUCGCCGAGCUCAGCCGCCGCCCAGCCCGGGUCGUUGAUGGUGCCAUUGGCGGUGUCGCUGCCAUGCGAACCUGGGUGCUGUUGCUGCUGCUGGGCGCUCUCCGGACCGGAGAGGCCGCGGCCCGGAACCGCAAUGUGCUGCUGAUUCUGGCAGACGACGGUGGCUUUGAGAGCGGCGCCUACAACAACUCGGCCAUCCGGACACCCAACCUGGACGCGCUGGCCCGCCGCAGCCUGCUCUUCCAGAACGCCUUCACCUCCGUCAGCAGCUGCUCCCCAAGCCGGGCCAGCAUCCUCACCGGCUUACCCCAGCACCAGAAUGGGAUGUACGGUCUGCACCAGGACGUGCAUCACUUCAACUCCUUCGACAGCGUGCGGAGCCUGCCCCGGCUGCUCAGCCGAGCGCACAUCCGGACAGGGAUAAUUGGGAAGAAGCACGUUGGGCCUGAGGCUGUCUACCCCUUCGACUUUGCCUACACAGAGGAGAACAGUUCGGUCAUGCAGGUUGGGAGAAACAUCACCCGGAUCAAAGAGCUCGUCAGGCAGUUCCUGCAGAGCCAGGAUGAAAGGCCUUUCUUCCUCUAUGUCGCUUUCCACGACCCCCACCGCUGCGGACACUCCCAGCCCCAAUAUGGGACUUUUUGUGAGAAAUUUGGCAAUGGAGAGAGUGGCAUGGGCUGGAUCCCUGACUGGAAGCCACAGCUCUACCACCCAGAGGAAGUGCAGGUCCCCCCCUUUGUUCCAGACACACCAGCUGCCCGGGCAGACCUGGCAGCCCAGUACACAACCAUCGGGCGCAUGGACCAAGGGAUCGGGCUGGUCCUGGAGGAGCUGCAUCAGGCUGGCUUCCACAACAGCACCCUGGUGAUCUACACCUCUGACAAUGGCAUCCCCUUCCCCAGCGGCAGGACCAACCUCUACCGCUCGGGCACCGCUGAGCCACUGCUGAUCUCCUCCCCCGAGCACACUGCACGCUGGGGACAGGCCACCCAGGCCUUCACCACCCUGCUGGAUCUGACACCAACCAUUUUGGACUGGUUCUCCAUCCCCUACCCUCAUUACAGCAUCUUUGGCAAAAAGCAGGUUCAGCUCACUGGGAAGUCUCUCCUGCCAGCACUGGAGUCAGAGCAGCCCUGGGCCACUGCCUUCAGCAGCCAGAGCCACCACGAGGUGACCAUGUACUACCCCAUGCGAGCCAUCCAGCACCAGCAGUUCCGCCUCAUUCACAACCUCAACUACAAGAUGCCCUUUCCCAUCGACCAGGACUUCUACAUCUCACCCACGUUCCAAGACCUGCUCAACCGCACCAGGGCCGGGCAGCCAACCCACUGGAACAAGACCCUGCACCAGUACUACUACAGGGACCGCUGGGAGCUCUUUGACUGCAGCCAUGACCCCACUGAGAGCCAGAACCUGGCCCACGACCCCCGCUACGCCACCGUUUUCCAGCUGCUUCGCUCGCAGCUCUUGAAGUGGCAGUGGGACACGGGUGACCCCUGGGUCUGUGCCCCCGAUGCUGUCCUGGAGGAGAAACUGAGCCCCCAGUGCCAGCCACUGUACAAUGAGUUGUGAGCCCCAGCUCUGCCUGGUGUCCCCCACUGCCAUGGGACGUGCCCCUGAGGCUCCGACAUUGGAGUAGGAUGCCAGCUGGGCCAGUCCCGUAUCCCUGGGUGACACUGGGAACCCAGGACAGAGGGGACAAGAGGCUCCACAGCACAACAGGGGCUGGGGAAGGGGGUGGGGGAAAUGGAGUGAAUCCUGAAGGGGUGCAGGUGGUCCUGGGGAGGAAAGGCUGAGGCAGGGCCCAGCAGCAUGUUUCAGGGCAGGGAGCUGCAGAGAGCGGCACAGACACAACCUGCUCCCAGCAAGCACAGACUGUAUUCACAGCACUGCUCCCCUCUCCCCCAAAACCACAGCCA